UUAAGGAACAAGCCAAUUCUUGCCAACAAGGUAAAUAGUAUUAUCCAAGCAACUGCAGUUAUUCAGGACUAUUUAGGUUAUUUACCAAAAAAACUAAACACAAGUUCAACAAUGAAUUGUUAUAAUUUUAAAUACACAUCCGUUUUAAGAUGACUGUUUUAAAAAAAUGUUGACAGAGCCUAACAUCAUGUAGAGAUGCACACAUACACACACAGCUACAUGACUCACGCCCACCAUUACUCCCUGACAGGUAGGUUGUAUAGAUUAUGGCUCAGUCUCAGUGGCCAGGUGUGAACCUUGAUCUCUGUGAGUUUCAUAGCUACAGGUGGAGUCGUGCCGCUCACUGCUUUUCCAGGAAAUAGAACCUUCAUCUCGUAUGAGCACAGUUGGAGCUAUCACUCACAGAAAACACACCAGCAUGAAUGUUCCCUGGAAAUCCUGCUCCAUCUUCCUUUACCUAUGUUUACUUCAGUGUGCACAUAAAGUGGUGCCACAACAGUUCCUGCUGGAGCCACUAAAUUUAACUACUCUUCAAGGAUUUGAUGCUCAAUUCAAUGCCACUGUUGAAGGACGCUGGAAGAUCAUGACGUGGUUCGUCAAAGACUGCUUUGUCCUCAAUGUCCCUGUUAUUGGAAACAUCACUUCAGCAUCAGAACGGUAUUCUGCACAAUUCUGCACCCCUGGUGAGACCAACUGUGUCCAGUUCAACAUUCAUAAUGUAACCAGGGAGUUCUCUGGGCCUGUUACCUGCACUGUGCUGGGCGAGUAUGGAUCAGAAGUAGCGCAGCUCUCUGUCCAAGAGAGUGGCACGGUCAACAUUGUGAAAGGAAAUGAAAAGGCAACAGAGGACGAGCAGGUGGAGUUCCUGUGUGUUGCAACUGCUUGGUUUCCUGCACCAAGCAUAACCUGGACCCAGAAUGGUCAUCCCGUGGACAGCAGCCUGUUCAACACCAGCAGCAUGGAAGAUGGGAGAUAUUUCAACGCCACCAGCGUCUUCACGUUUAAGGCAGUCAACAAUACAACAGUGGCCUGUCAGGCUACUGUGUUGUCACUGACAAACCCAGUAUCCAGUUCUGUCUUCUUGGUGGUUUUUGCCAAGCCUCCUGACUGGACGGUGCUGAUCGCUGUGGUCCUGUCAUUUAGCCUUUUCGCUCUGUUGGUUCUACUCAUCCUGGGAAUUAUGUUCUGCUACAAACGCAGGAAAGAAAAAAAACCCAACUACCAAAGAGAAAUGAGUCACAGAGUGAGGACACAGAGCCAGAUCAGCAGCGUCAGUGCCACUGUACAAAGACAAGGUACUGUAAAGGCAGGAUCUGCACCAGAUGAUCAAACGAGUGUCACUCCCAGUGAAAACACAGACAGUGGAUUCCAUCAGACAAAAGAACACAUUUAUCAGGUAGGAAAUGCAGUACUGAUGAAAAACAAAGUCAAAACCAUGUUUAUGUUCAUGUGUCUAGAAGACCCUUUUAGAACGGAAUGGAAGAAAAAAUAUACGUUAUCAUACACAAAUGUAUCUAUUAACUUAACUCAUGCAUUCUGGGGCAAUUAGUUGAAAUAAUAAUAAUCAUGAUUAUUUAAGAUAAAUCAACAUUCUUAAUAUGACAACAGUAAAAACAAUCAUCUUCUUCUGGUAUACUGCCCCGUGUGGCUUCUCAUUUAAAUUGUUUGCAGCAGUUUCAGAGUUUGCCGUCUUAUAAAAACAGGUGAAGUAACAAGAUCAGUUAUUUCCCCAGUUUAUUUGGAUUAGCAAAUAACACAUAUAAUGUUUUUGUUUUUAGAUGCCUGAUAUUGUCAACAGUAACCACACAGGAAAUUACUACAAUCUUGCCAACAUCCCUGUGGGUGAACUAGGCAUGAAAAAACACAGACAUGUUACUGUAGUGUAAGGCCUGGGAGAAGACAACACAUAACAAAGAUGUUCAUCAUCACGGAGCCUAAAGAAAGCCCAAGAUCUGACGACUAGAGAAACAGGACAGAAGAACACCUUUGUUGACAUUUCUCCCUACCUGUUGUUAAGUUGUUGUAACAAAGUGUUCGUUGUUGUUCCGUUUACAAUGGAAACAACUUGUUUCUGCAGUUUUGUGAAAGCCACGUUGGACCAAAGCUCAGGAGCACAAUGAACAAACUACCACCAUCUGAACUGUUGGUUGACUCAACGGUACUGUUUUGAAAUAAGUACUUAUCAGUUAAUGUAUAUGAAACCAUGCCAUUAGUCAGAGUUUAUUAUUUAUGUAACACCUACUGUUUUCACUCUCUGUUCUUCCGCAGCUGUCAUUGUCAGGUAUCGCUCAACAUUAUAAUGUCACAAAUCAAAGUCAUGUCAAUAAAAUAUCUCUUUUUUUUUCAUAAUAACCUGUGUUUCUAUUGUCAUAACUGUGUUUGAGUGGCCUGCAAUAAUAAAGAAUGGGUUCAUAAUUAAUACAUUUGCAUGGAAAAAGAACAACAACCAAAAAACGAACUUGUAAAUUGAAUCUCUGAAGUCAGAAAACACUGUCUAAAUGAAUCUUUUUUAUUACCCUUUAUCUGAAGAGCACUUUUGGUUAAAGACCAAAAAAAGAUAAAAAAAAUAAAAGGCACUCCUAUGGUACUUCAAUAGACAGGGUCAAGAGUCAGAAAGUGUCUCUGCAGUGCCACCGUGUGGGAAUAUAUUUUUCUUUUGUUGAGCCGUGUCUACUCUGACCCUGUGGUACUGGUUCGGUGCUGACUCAGCAGAAAGGAAAGUGGAACAGAGGGCUGGGUCAGGAUGCCUGGCCUCGGCCAAGCUCUGGGAUCAGCUAUAAGGCAAAGAGAUGCCAUCGGUCAGUGUUGAUAACUAAUCUGAUGUUUACUCUGCUGUAGAGGAGUUCACUGUUAUCUCUCUGAGCUAAUGAGGGGUUUCAUUUCAUUUAAUUUAAUUUAAUGUGACCUUGUGUUCUUUAUGCAGAUGAUGCACUGCUGUUUCAGCUUAAACAACUGGCAGAGCAUCACGUCUGUUGGCCAUACAGUUCCUUACAGUAGAACAAAACUUUCACUGUUACUCAACAAAGAUAGUUAUAGAGAUUAAUUCUUAACAGAAACCCUUAAAAAACCUUCAUAACACAAAAGUAUAACUUUGUACAAAUAAAGCCUUGAUUUCAUGAACACACUGGUGUCUAUGCAUGUGCAAAAAUAAUAUAAAAUGCUAGUUCUUUAACAACACAUGCAUGGUGAAAAAAAACCUGUUAUGAAAAUGGAGUGGGAGUUAGCGACAUAGAUAGAGGGCGCUAAAGCACACCUGAUAGCAGUGUUUUUCCCAGUAUUUGUGAAUCCACCGUAAACUGUAGGAAUACUGGAUCAAACAUGCUCUGCCUUACACUUCGUUUUGUUUUUUGUCGUGACAGUAAUAGUGUUAGGAUCAGCCUAGGCGUUCUGUUUUUAAAUUAUGGAGCUAUGUGCACUGUAUAUCAGACUAAUGAGUAUUUUAUCAUAAUUGGAUCCUGUUUCUCUCAUCUCACAUACACUCUACACACACAAUGAAUUAAACUCCAUGCUGGUGAUUGAUGAAAGAGUUAAGGAAUACAACCAAUUAUUAAGAAUAGCUGGAGCCAUGGUGAUGAAUAUUAACAAGGUGAUUUAUAUUUAAGGCCUGCUUAUAAUUUUUAAAAACAUUAUACUUUUGAAAAAUCACCGGCCUGCAGGGCUACGACAGUGUGUUGCAUUGCCAUCAGUACUGGACGUUUUCAUAGGAAUCAUGAAAACAGGAUAAUAAUAAGACAAUAACUUUGUUCAGAGGCAUUAAUCAAAGACAUGGAAAUGGCUUUGAUAAA
Messenger RNA from Cynoglossus semilaevis (tongue sole), 3785 nucleotides. It is a transcript of the gene igsf5a, whose product is annotated as immunoglobulin superfamily, member 5a. The record is from RefSeq and is a predicted model, not a curated record. Bases 377 to 1549 code for a protein of 390 amino acids. NCBI's taxonomy places the organism in Eukaryota, Metazoa, Chordata, Actinopteri, Pleuronectiformes, Cynoglossidae. The transcript is spliced from 8 exons.